Messenger RNA from Triticum dicoccoides, 1310 nucleotides. Its product is annotated as WRKY transcription factor WRKY62-like. Gene Ontology annotation, molecular function: DNA-binding transcription factor activity; sequence-specific DNA binding. Lineage: Eukaryota; Viridiplantae; Streptophyta; Magnoliopsida; Poales; Poaceae. Gene Ontology annotation, biological process: regulation of DNA-templated transcription. The record is from RefSeq and is a predicted model, not a curated record. Bases 1 to 1026 code for a protein of 341 amino acids. The transcript is spliced from 4 exons.
AUGGACGACGGCUCGUCAUGCCCGACCGACAGCGCCGGGCUUCUGCCGCUCUUCGUUGGCUCCCCGACGGCUGAGGGUCUCGAAGAGAAGCUGAUGCGAGUGCGCGAGGAGAACCGGCGGCUGGCCGGAACGCUCGGCGCCAUACUCGCCGGUCGCCCUGACCUGCGUGCUCUGGCGAGGGCUCCAGCCUCAGCCGUCGCCACCGCUAGGGCGCCGAGCGGCUCUGCCUCCAAUGCAGUGAGGGAGGAGGCCGCCGGAGUGACGGUGGAGCCGCGGCCCAAGGUCAGGACGGUCUGCGCGCGCGCGGAGCCUGCCGACACCGACGCCAACCUUGGCGUCAAGGACGGGUACCAGUGGAGGAAGUACGGGCAGAAGGUGACGCGCGACAACCCGCACCCCAGAUCCUACUUCCGCUGCGCAUUUGCUCCAUCUUGCCCAGUGAAGAAGAAGGUGCAGAGAGACGCGGAGGACAGGUCAAAGCUGGUGGCGACCUACGAGGGUGAGCACAACCACGCUAAAUACCCGGAGCGAGAAUUCGUCGGCAGCGAGUCCACAGGCCACGCGGGGUCGCGGCCUUGCUCGAUCUCCAUUAACCCGUCCGGCCGGACGAUCAGGCUAGAAGAUAUGACGAAUCAUGGGUCAGGAUCGAGGCUGGACCUGGAGACUAUCCGGAGGGAGGUUGUUACGCCUGAAUUUCAGAAGCUUCUGGUGGAGAAGAUGGUGAAUUCGCUCAAGAAUGAUGCAGAUUUCAUGCAUGCUCUAACAAAUGCGGUGGCUGAAAGAAUACUGGAAAAUAUUCCUGCGGUAUGUCGGUGCGAGCGAGGACUUGCCAGAACCUCGCCUGAGGUAGAGGCGACGCGGUUUUGCCGGCGUAGGAGAGACGGGGAGGAAAUCAAGUGUGCGCUUGACGAAGAAAGUGAACAGUGGUUGGCCGGCGAGGAAAGAGGAAAGAUAGCCAUUGGAUUGGAAUCUAACAUAUCACGCAAAUCAACUGAAAGACGAAUCAUUUUUAGGCAACUGACUUAGGGGGUGUUUGGUUCAGGGACUUUUUAGUCCCAGAGACUAGAAAAAGUCCCUAGAAACCAAACGGGGGGACUUUUUCUAUAGGGACUAGAAAAAGACUCUACUGGAGAGUCUUUUUUGAUUAGUCCCUGGGAUUAGAAAAAGUCCGAGGACUUCUGAACCAAACACCCCCUUAGGCAUUCUUUGGUUCAUAGGGUAGGAAAAUCGUUGGGAUAAAAAAGUCAUAGAAAAUGAGAUGACAUGUAUUUCAAAUUCUAUAAGUAGAAAUAGGAAAGGAGAUGCCCUUU